This is a messenger RNA of Schistocerca nitens (vagrant locust), 2931 nucleotides long. RefSeq lists its product as uncharacterized. The coding region runs from base 1 to 2931 and encodes 976 amino acids. NCBI's taxonomy places the organism in Eukaryota, Metazoa, Arthropoda, Insecta, Orthoptera, Acrididae. The transcript is spliced from 2 exons. The record is from RefSeq and is a predicted model, not a curated record.
AUGGGGUGGGGCGCUACAGAGGGGGGCGGGCGGGAGGGCGCCAGAGGGGGAGAGCGGGAGGGCGCCAGAGGGAGAGAGCGGGAGGGCGCCAGAGGGAGAGAGCGGGAGGGCGCCAGAGGGAGAGAGCGGGAGGGCGCCAGAGGGAGAGAGCGGGAGGGCGCCAGAGGGAGAGAGCGGGAGGGCGCCAGAGGGAGAGAGCGGGAGGGCGCCAGAGGGGGAGAGCGGGAGGGCGCCAGAGGGGGAGAGCGGGAGGGCGCCAGAGGGGGAGAGCGGGAGGGCGCCAGAGGGGGAGAGCGGGAGGGCGCCAGAGGGAGAGCGGGAGGGCGCCAGAGGGAGAGCGGGAGGGCGCCAGAGGGAGAGCGGGAGGGCGCCAGAGGGAGAGCGGGAGGGCGCCAGAGGGAGAGCGGGAGGGCGCCAGAGGGAGAGCGGGAGGGCGCCAGAGGGAGAGCGGGAGGGCGCCAGAGGGAGAGCGGGAGGGCGCCAGAGGGAGAGCGGGAGGGCGCCAGAGGGAGAGCGGGAGGGCGCCAGAGGGAGAGCGGGAGGGCGCCAGAGGGAGAGCGGGAGGGCGCCAGAGGGAGAGCGGGAGGGCGCCAGAGGGAGAGCGGGAGGGCGCCAGAGGGAGAGCGGGAGGGCGCCAGAGGGAGAGCGGGAGGGCGCCAGAGGGAGAGCGGGAGGGCGCCAGAGGGAGAGCGGGAGGGCGCCAGAGGGAGAGCGGGAGGGCGCCAGAGGGAGAGCGGGAGGGCGCCAGAGGGAGAGCGGGAGGGCGCCAGAGGGAGAGCGGGAGGGCGCCAGAGGGAGAGCGGGAGGGCGCCAGAGGGAGAGCGGGAGGGCGCCAGAGGGAGAGCGGGAGGGCGCCAGAGGGAGAGCGGGAGGGCGCCAGAGGGAGAGCGGGAGGGCGCCAGAGGGAGAGCGGGAGGGCGCCAGAGGGAGAGCGGGAGGGCGCCAGAGGGAGAGCGGGAGGGCGCCAGAGGGAGAGCGGGAGGGCGCCAGAGGGAGAGCGGGAGGGCGCCAGAGGGAGAGCGGGAGGGCGCCAGAGGGAGAGCGGGAGGGCGCCAGAGGGAGAGCGGGAGGGCGCCAGAGGGAGAGCGGGAGGGCGCCAGAGGGAGAGCGGGAGGGCGCCAGAGGGAGAGCGGGAGGGCGCCAGAGGGAGAGCGGGAGGGCGCCAGAGGGAGAGCGGGAGGGCGCCAGAGGGAGAGCGGGAGGGCGCCAGAGGGAGAGCGGGAGGGCGCCAGAGGGAGAGCGGGAGGGCGCCAGAGGGAGAGCGGGAGGGCGCCAGAGGGAGAGCGGGAGGGCGCCAGAGGGAGAGCGGGAGGGCGCCAGAGGGAGAGCGGGAGGGCGCCAGAGGGAGAGCGGGAGGGCGCCAGAGGGAGAGCGGGAGGGCGCCAGAGGGAGAGCGGGAGGGCGCCAGAGGGAGAGCGGGAGGGCGCCAGAGGGAGAGCGGGAGGGCGCCAGAGGGAGAGCGGGAGGGCGCCAGAGGGAGAGCGGGAGGGCGCCAGAGGGAGAGCGGGAGGGCGCCAGAGGGAGAGCGGGAGGGCGCCAGAGGGAGAGCGGGAGGGCGCCAGAGGGAGAGCGGGAGGGCGCCAGAGGGAGAGCGGGAGGGCGCCAGAGGGAGAGCGGGAGGGCGCCAGAGGGAGAGCGGGAGGGCGCCAGAGGGAGAGCGGGAGGGCGCCAGAGGGAGAGCGGGAGGGCGCCAGAGGGAGAGCGGGAGGGCGCCAGAGGGAGAGCGGGAGGGCGCCAGAGGGAGAGCGGGAGGGCGCCAGAGGGAGAGCGGGAGGGCGCCAGAGGGAGAGCGGGAGGGCGCCAGAGGGAGAGCGGGAGGGCGCCAGAGGGAGAGCGGGAGGGCGCCAGAGGGAGAGCGGGAGGGCGCCAGAGGGAGAGCGGGAGGGCGCCAGAGGGAGAGCGGGAGGGCGCCAGAGGGAGAGCGGGAGGGCGCCAGAGGGAGAGCGGGAGGGCGCCAGAGGGAGAGCGGGAGGGCGCCAGAGGGAGAGCGGGAGGGCGAGUGGGAUAGUGGCGAGGGAGGGCGGGGCGGCGCGACAGGGAGAGCGGGGCGGCGCGACAGGGAGAGCGGGGCGGCGCGACAGGGAGAGCGGGGCGGCGCGACAGGGAGAGCGGGGCGGCGCGACAGGGAGAGCGGGGCGGCGCGACAGGGAGAGCGGGGCGGCGCGACAGGGAGAGCGGGGCGGCGCGACAGGGAGAGCGGGGCGGCGCGACAGGGAGAGCGGGGCGGCGCGACAGGGAGAGCGGGGCGGCGCGACAGGGAGAGCGGGGCGGCGCGACAGGGAGAGCGGGGCGGCGCGACAGGGAGAGCGGGGCGGCGCGACAGGGAGAGCGGGGCGGCGCGACAGGGAGAGCGGGGCGGCGCGACAGGGAGAGCGGGGCGGCGCGACAGGGAGAGCGGGGCGGCGCGACAGGGAGAGCGGGGCGGCGCGACAGGGAGAGCGGGGCGGCGCGACAGGGAGAGCGGGGCGGCGCGACAGGGAGAGCGGGGCGGCGCGACAGGGAGAGCGGGGCGGCGCGACAGGGAGAGCGGGGCGGCGCGACAGGGAGAGCGGGGCGGCGCGACAGGGAGAGCGGGGCGGCGCGACAGGGAGAGCGGGGCGGCGCGACAGGGAGAGCGGGGCGGCGCGACAGGGAGAGCGGGGCGGCGCGACAGGGAGAGCGGGGCGGCGCGACAGGGAGAGCGGGGCGGCGCGACAGGGAGAGCGGGGCGGCGCGACAGGGAGAGCGGGGCGGCGCGACAGGGAGAGCGGGGCGGCGCGACAGGGAGAGCGGGGCGGCGCGACAGGGAGAGCGGGGCGGCGCGACAGGGAGAGCGGGGCGGCGCGACAGGGAGAGCGGGGCGGCGCGACAGGGAGAGCGGGGCGGCGCGACAGGGAGAGCGGGGCGGCGCGACAGGUAGAGCGGGGCGGCGCGACAGGGAGAGUCAACUAA